This is a messenger RNA of Symbiodinium sp. CCMP2456, 2373 nucleotides long. The record is from the annotation of a GenBank genome assembly. NCBI's taxonomy places the organism in Eukaryota, Dinophyceae, Suessiales, Symbiodiniaceae.
AUGCGCGGGACGUGCUUGGAAGGGCUAUGGCAUACAGAGCUGCUGUCAUGCUACCUGCGCUGCGACCGCUGUGGGCUGACCAAGAAAGAGAAAGGCUGGCGAUGGGAAGCCGGUUGCUGCCCGCACCGAGAUGCCCACGGCUGCCCAGGGCAGCUGUCGCUGGCAAAGAGGGCGGUUCCCGCAUGCUUCGAUUUAACGGAGUGGGAGCGGCAGACACGCUCGGACUGCUACUGCCGCAGUCUCCGAUAUUUGCAGUGCGACAGCUGUGGCAUGGUGCGACGAGAGCAGGGAUGGUACUCCCCAGGGGCUCAGUGCGAUCAUCACGAUACAUUCGGUUGCCCUGGUCGGAUGCAUCUCGCUGGAGGUGGUGACUAUACCUUCGCAGCUUUGCAACCGUGGGAGCAGUGGAUGCAGACGAAGUGCAAUUGCAUCGCCCCGGCGGUGAACCUGCGCCUGUGCUCCAUUGCCGGGGAGGUUCGGGAAGUCGGUGUUCGGGACGACUGGACCAUGGCUCAGGUGAAGCUGAAGAUGCAGCAAGUCCAUGACAUCCCGGCAGACCAAGUGUGCUUGAGUGUCGGAGGGGCCAUUCUGCAAGACCGGUGCCUUGUGAGCCAACUUCAACUCAAGGGUUCCGAGACAGUGUCUUGGGUGCGCAGGCAUCCAGAGGUGGCUCUGUGGCUGAAGCUCGUCCAGCAGGACUGGCAGAACGUCCGGACUGCUCCGGAAGUAGCCCGCAAGUCAGCCGAGGUGAUGUUCGAAGUGAUGCGUCAAUCGCACGAAGGGCUGCAGCAUAUGGACACCGAGCUGCUUCGUGAUGCGUACUUCCUUGGUCAGGCCUGUGAAAUGCGCGGCUUCCCGGGCUCGGACGUGCUUCCGCAACGGUGGUUGCAAGAUGUCGUGGAUGUGUUGCUGCUCCUCGCCUUCGCCGCAGCGACAAAGGACGAGGGUGUCUCUCAAGUUGCAUUGACCUGCGCAGCCCUUGCAAAGACCAGCGCCUGGGACUCUGUGUCCUUGGUUGUGACGCUGGUUUCCAAGGUCGACCUUGCAGAAGCCAUCAGGUCCAGCCUCUUGGACAGGCUCCAGGGGCUUCCUCCAGAAGCCUUGGCCGAGGGCUUCAACGACUGGGCCGUCGAAGACCUCGGCUUGGCCUUGCUGUUGCUUGAGGCUCACAAAGCUGCCAGGGAGAACCCUGCCCGGUUCCGUGCGCGUCAAGACGGCCACUUGAGGCGCUUGCAUAACAUGCCGAAGAGGAAUUGGGGGCAUCAUGAAUUCGCUGUUCAAGUCUUCGUCGACCAUGAGGAUCGGCUGUCAAGUGCGGACUUUGAACGAUUGCUGCGCCACAUGGUCUUCAACAUGCUGCUGCCUGAAGAAGUCUUUCGGCUUGUCCCGGCAUGUCUGGCCCAUGCGCAGCCUGCAGCGGCUCGAGAGCUUUUCGUGUUCGCCGCCAACACUGAUGAGACAGAAGCUAUCCGGCUCAUGCUGAAGACAGAGCUCCCGCUGACAGCUUUGGAUGGCAACAUGUCCGACGUUGCACGCGCUUCCAUUUUCCAUGCAGUGAUGUCUGAUUGGGCGCCACAUGGGUCGCGGGAUAUGGCUGCCCUGCUCUCCUGCAUAGAAGAAGAUCGCCGGCACAUUCAGCAACUUCUCGCAUGGGCUCGGGCGACUAAAUGCGUGGCCAUUGCAGGGAACCACCACUUGGAGGAUGCCCUGCUGCUUGCCCUGGCGAGCAGGGUGGAGGUCGGCUCUCAGCUCCUGUGCACUCUGGCUGCAUGUGGUGUCCUACCCGGUGCUUUAGCACCAGAGAUUCCCUUGGAGUGGCUGGGACACUUGAGGGCAGUCCCUGAAGGCAGGCAGGUCGUCGCGCAAGGGCUCCUGGCACAGUUGGAGCCUUGUGAAGACGAGCAGCUAGUCCAGCGGAUGCGCCGUUUCUGGCAAUUCGAGGUGUGGUCGGAGGUGGAUGGCAGCACUUGCGAAAGAGCCGUGAGAUUGCUUUCCAGGUUCUGCCAAGCCGAGCAGGGCCCCGCCACGGUGGUUUUUGCUUGCAAAGUCCUGCGUGGGCUGCCCUUAAACGAGCUGCCCGGAGCCGAGCUUCUGUAUGAGCCCUCGCUACCCGCUCAAGCGAUUGGGAUCCGUGCGGAGCAGCUUGCGCAUGUCCUGGCCGACGAAGCCAAGCAAGCUGCAAAGGGAGCUCUCGAGAAGGCUCACGAGGCUCUGCGAGAGGCACAUAGAGCCCUACGCCAGGCCGAACAAGCCCACCGUGGGGCGGAUGGAACGCGAGACUUGGCACGCCAAGCUGUGCAGACGGCGCUGCGCGGCGAGCAGCUAGCGCUGCAGGCGCUCGAAGCGACGAGUAGCAUCAUGAGGCGCUACUGA